Lentinula edodes (shiitake mushroom) is the source of this 1444-nucleotide messenger RNA. RefSeq names its product Clavaminate synthase-like protein. The coding region runs from base 392 to 1444 and encodes 350 amino acids. The transcript has 8 exons. Lineage: Eukaryota; Fungi; Basidiomycota; Agaricomycetes; Agaricales; Omphalotaceae. Gene Ontology annotation, molecular function: 2-oxoglutarate-dependent dioxygenase activity. The record is from RefSeq and is a predicted model, not a curated record.
GACUCCUGUCGUUGUUCCUGAAGGCCUGCUGGUGAAUCAUCCAGGUCCACUGUAAUACUGGCAGCAGUUUUCUGUUUCUUUGGAAAGAGAUCUAGAAUACUCUUUUGGUUCAGUUUCUAUAAUUUAUUGCUGAGUCAGUCGGACGAACAAAUGCUUCAAGUAUCCACUGGCAUGAGACACACUAGCUUGGAUUUCCUGGAGGGUAUUGUGGAAGAUUUCGGGACAUUGUCAGAGCGCUUUUCAUCCGCCAUUAGUAAAUCGAGGAAUGAGCUUCGUAUACUAGAUGGUGAUGCUGCAGGUGAGAGUGUUUGCGCGCGCAUCGCCGAAUGGCAAACGCGAACGGGUGAAGAUCACGUGAGUACGCGCCAUUUGGGAAUCACACCGUGACCUUAUGGGCCUACUCAUGACUCCGAAGGGCGAUUCACGUACUCAGAAAUCUUCUCAACAAGCCUCUCUAGAGUGGUUGUCGGCAGAAUAUCACGACUUGAAUGGAGACCACAUCGAUAUCUUGGAAGGCACCCCAACUGCUUUGGAAUUUGCACGAAUCGUGCAGAUAUCACGACCCGUCUUGAUCAAAAGAUUCCAGGCAUCCAGCUGCAAAUGGUCGAACGAUUAUCUGAUCAGCAAGAUGGGCUCUCGCCCAAUAUCUGUGGCUGUCACUCCCAAUGGGUGCGUGCGCGCAGAUGCUAUAACCCUAGGUCCUAAUGGAAAACUAUACUUUGCAGAGCCCGCGGUGGAAAAAAUGACAAUGAAAUCUCUAUUGGACAAUCUCUCAGAUGAUAAAGCCUCAGACGGCGAUGCGGAAAAAUAUUACCUUCAAUCUCAAAAUGGAAACGUGUAUUCUAGUAGAUUUUUUAAUGGGCAGGAUGAUUCGUCUGAGUUCGAAACCCUUCGACAAGAUAUACCUAGUGACGUCAAAUGGUGUACUGAAGCACUAGACAAAUCACCGGAAGCUGUAAAUGUAUGGAUAGGAGACGGUGGCAGUAUCUCAAGUAUACAUAGCGCAGAUCCGUACGAAAACAUAUACACUGUAGUCCGCGGUCAAAAACAUUUCACCCUUUUGCCGCCCACAGACGGGUGGUGUUUGGAUGAGCGUUUCUAUCCACACGCGACCUACGUGCGGAAUGCUGGCGAUUUGGUUCUACAGCCGUCUCCAGAAAUUUCACCUCCCAUUCGUUGGGCUUCCAUCCUAAAUCCUCAUCUUCCAGGAUGUACUCCUCCCGAAGCACAUCCGAUUCAUAUAUCAGUUUCGGAAAAUGAAGCAAUAUACAUUCCCGUUGGGUGGUGGCAUCAUGUCAGGCAAUCUGGCAUUACCGUAGCUCUGAAUUGGUGGUACGACACGGAAAUGCGAGGGAUGUCAUGGGUGAUGUUAUCCUAUCUGAGGGAUAUGAAAGACGUUCCAUCAGGUAACACCGACAAUGAGGGGUCAAAAACGGUUGUGUGA